GCUCCCCCGGGUCGCCGCCUCCGCUAGGGGCCGGUAGCUAAGUGCGGGCACAGGGCUCCGGUGGGUUCUGUGCAGGCGAGGUCGGGCGUGGGAGCGCCCUGUUACCGCCGCACCAGGCCAGGAGGCUACAUUAGGAGAGACGAAGAGUCCCUUUGUCUGCUCUCCGCAGCAACGCGUCGGGCGCGGGGAGGGAGCGCCGGUUCCCGACCCGGAAGCGGAAGUGCGGACGCCUCGGGGUCCCGUCCAGUGCGAGCCCGGCCGGUGCGCCAGCCAUUCCGCCCGCCGGUCACAUCGCGCCCUCUCCGCUGCCCGUUUCCCCCGCUCGACGGCCUCGCCAUGCUGUCUCUAGAUUUUUUGGACGAUGUGCGGCGAAUGAACAAGCGGCAGCUGUAUUAUCAAGUCCUAAAUUUUGGAAUGAUCGUUUCCUCGGCACUAAUGAUCUGGAAGGGGUUAAUGGUCAUAACCGGAAGUGAAAGUCCGAUCGUAGUGGUGCUCAGUGGCAGCAUGGAACCUGCAUUUCAUAGAGGAGAUCUUCUCUUUUUAACAAACCGAGUUGAAGAUCCCAUCCGAGUGGGAGAAAUUGUUGUUUUUAGGAUAGAAGGAAGAGAGAUUCCUAUAGUUCAUCGAGUCUUGAAGAUUCAUGAAAAGCAAAAUGGACAUAUCAAGUUUUUGACCAAAGGAGAUAAUAAUGCAGUUGAUGACCGAGGCCUCUAUAAACAAGGACAACACUGGCUGGAGAAGAAGGAUGUCGUGGGGAGAGCGAGGGGAUUUUAUCAGGAGAACAGAUCAGUGGAGGACAGGAAUUAUUUGUUCCUUAUAUUGGGAUUGUGACGAUCCUCAUGAAUGACUACCCUAAAUUUAAGUACGCGGUACUCUUUUUGCUGGGUUUAUUUGUGCUGGUCCAUCGUGAGUAAGAAGUCUGCCUUGCUGUUCCCGGAAGAUGCCGUACUUUUCGUUACUGAAUGUUCGGAGUAGAUACUGGUCUGUGAUUGGUGGAGUGGAGAACGCUCAUGUCGGCGCUUCUUGGUAGCAAUGGUUUGCAUUAGCUUCUGUUUCCACGCCAGGGUAUGUGUGGGCGGGUGCACGGGCACCAUGGCGCGCUCUCUCGAGGGGACUCUCAAUCACAGGAUUUCAUAUGUUGUCAUUGUCACACUUUCACAUUUUUGUACAUCAGUGAAUUUUUUAUAUUAAAAGGUUGAGCCAAAGCCCCCAGUGUUUGUAUUUUGAAGCCAAGCUUCACUUCUAAAGUGCCUACAGAGUUCUGUAAAUUCAUGCAGCUCUGCACGAGUCUGAACCCGUCAUCCUCCCUAUGAUGUGGGAAUGGCGUAGACUGAGGUGGUCGUAAGUCUUAACUUUUCAAAUUUUAAAUAAAAGACUUUGCAUAUCGAA
Messenger RNA from Felis catus (domestic cat), 1389 nucleotides. It is a transcript of the gene SEC11A, whose product is annotated as SEC11 homolog A, signal peptidase complex subunit. The transcript is spliced from 7 exons. Gene Ontology annotation, molecular function: serine-type endopeptidase activity. The coding region runs from base 337 to 831 and encodes 164 amino acids. The record is from RefSeq and is a predicted model, not a curated record. Gene Ontology annotation, cellular component: membrane; signal peptidase complex. Lineage: Eukaryota; Metazoa; Chordata; Mammalia; Carnivora; Felidae.